Molecule: messenger RNA, 445 nt
Organism: Aspergillus costaricaensis CBS 115574
Lineage: Eukaryota; Fungi; Ascomycota; Eurotiomycetes; Eurotiales; Aspergillaceae
Exons: 1
Coding region: 147-380 (77 amino acids)
Source: RefSeq, a predicted model, not a curated record
GUAGUACUACUACUAAUUGAAGAAAGUUGAACUGGCAAUCAUAGUUGGGGAGGGGAAAAUUCCACGAGGAAAAAUGAACGAACGUUCGGAAACGAGGAACAACCGCUUUCCGAUACGGUUUCCGGCUAAGAAAUACCCACGAGUGGAUGUGGAUGUUUGUUCCAUGGAUACGGAUGAGGUACGCGUGCAAACUAGUGCUGUUUCUUACUUCCUCCUCCUCAUCUUUUUCCUUUCUUUCUUUAUCCCUCCUGCCGAAAAAGACCCGGCCGAACCCCAGCCUGGUUAUGGAUACAAAGAUGGAGAAUAAGUCCGGAGUACUCCGGACUAGGGUAGAAACGGACUUAGUUAGAAGCAGGGGAAAUAGAGUCUGUCUGAGUUGACUUAGGCACCACCGUCGGCCAAAUCGAUGACAAUAUGGCAAGGUAUUUGUUAUUACUACGGGAAA